Messenger RNA from Rhagoletis pomonella (apple maggot), 2238 nucleotides. Its product is annotated as pollen-specific leucine-rich repeat extensin-like protein 1. The record is from RefSeq and is a predicted model, not a curated record. The annotation marks the transcript as partial. The transcript is spliced from 3 exons. NCBI's taxonomy places the organism in Eukaryota, Metazoa, Arthropoda, Insecta, Diptera, Tephritidae.
AGGUACUCUUCUGAUGAAUCUGACGAAGAAUUCGACCAACCUAAAAUGGCUGAUGUCAAACCAGGUGUACCCUUGGUUCCAUUUGCUGCCAAACCAGAAGACAAAGGUGUUAAGCCUAUAGAACCAUUUUCAAAACCAGACGACAAACCAAAAUCUCCACUUGACGCAACGAAGCCUAUUCCACAAACGUACUCUUCUGAUGAAUCUGAUGAAGAGUUCGACACACCUAAAAUGACUGAUGUCAAACCAGGUGUACCCUUGGUUUCAUUGGCUGCCAAACCAGAAGACAAUGGUGGUAAGGAUGUAGAACCGACUUUGAAACCAGACGACAAACCCAAAUCUCCACUAGACGUAACGAUGCCUAUUCCACAAUCGUACUCUUCUGAUGAAUCUGAUGAAGAUUUCGAGAAACUUAAAAUGGUUGAUGUCAAAUCAGGUGUACCCUUGGUUCCAUUGGCUGCCAAUCAUGAAGACAAUUUUGUUAAGCCUAUAGAACCGAUUUCAAAACCAGACGACAAACCUAAAUCUCCACUUGACGUAACGAAGCCUAUUCCACAAACGUACUUUUCUGAUGAAUCUGAUGAAGAGUUCGACAAACCUAAAAUGGCUGAUGUCAAACCAGGUGUACCCUUGGUUCCAUUUGCUGCCAAACCAGAAGACAAAGGUGUUAAGCCUAUAGAACCAAUUUCAAAACCAGACUACAAACCAAAAUCUCCACUUGACGUAACGAAGCCUAUUCCACAAACGUACUUUUCUGAUGAAUCUGAUGAAGAGUUCGAUAAACCUAAAAUGGCUGAUGCCAAACCAGGUGUACUCUUGGUUCCAUUUGCUGCCAAACCAGAAGACAAAGGUGUUAAGCCUAUACAACCGAUUUCAAAACCAGACGACAAACCAAAAUCUCCACUUGACGUAACGAAGCCUAUUCCACAAACGUACUCUUCUGAUGAAUCUGAUGAAGAGUUCGAUAAACCUAAAAUGGCUGAUGUCAAACCAGGUGUACUCUUGGUUCCAUUUGCUGCCAAACCAGAAGACAAAGGUGUUAAGCCUAUAGAACCAAUUUCAAAACCAGACGACAAACCAAAAUCUCCACUUGACGUAACGAAGCCUAUUCCACAAACGUACUCUUCUGAUGAAUCUGAUGACGAGUUCGAUAAACCUAAAAUGACUGAUGUCAAACCAGGUGUACCCUUUGUCCCAUUGGCUGCCAAACCAGAAGACAAAGGUGUUAAGCCUAUAGAACCAAUUUCAAAACCAGACGACAAACCAAAAUCUCCAGUUGACGUACCGAAGCCUAUUCCACAAACGUACUCUUCUGAUGAAUCUGAUGAAGAGUUCGACAAACCUAAAAUGGCUGAUGUCAAACCAGGUGUACCCUUGGUUCCAUUUGCUGCCAAACCAGAAGACAAAGGUGUUAAGCCUAUAGAACCAUUUUCAAAACCAGACGACAAACCAAAAUCUCCACUUGACGCAACGAAGCCUAUUCCACAAACGAACUCUUCAUCAGAUUCAUCAGAAGAGUACUCUUCUGAUGAAUCUGACGAAGAAUUCGACCAACCUAAAAUGGCUGAUGUCAAACCAGGUGUACCCUUGGUUCCAUUUGCUGCCAAACCAGAAGACAAAGGUGUUAAGCCUAUAGAACCAUUUUCAAAACCAGACGACAAACCAAAAUCUCCACUUGACGCAACGAAGCCUAUUCCACAAACGUACUCUUCUGAUGAAUCUGAUGAAGAGUUCGACACACCUAAAAUGACUGAUGUCAAACCAGGUGUACCCUUGGUUUCAUUGGCUGCCAAACCAGAAGACAAUGGUGGUAAGGAUGUAGAACCGACUUUGAAACCAGACGACAAACCCAAAUCUCCACUAGACGUAACGAUGCCUAUUCCACAAUCGUACUCUUCUGAUGAAUCUGAUGAAGAUUUCGAGAAACUUAAAAUGGUUGAUGUCAAAUCAGGUGUACCCUUGGUUCCAUUGGCUGCCAAUCAUGAAGACAAUUUUGUUAAGCCUAUAGAACCGAUUUCAAAACCAGACGACAAACCUAAAUCUCCACUUGACGUAACGAAGCCUAUUCCACAAACGUACUUUUCUGAUGAAUCUGAUGAAGAGUUCGACAAACCUAAAAUGGCUGAUGUCAAACCAGGUGUACCCUUGGUUCCAUUUGCUGCCAAACCAGAAGACAAAGGUGUUAAGCCUAUAGAACCAAUUUCAAAACCAGACUACAAACCAAAAUCUCCACUUGAC